AUGGCUAUUUUGACCAAGUUCAUGCACAACAUGAGUGUCUUGGUUGAAGCGGCGACGGUGGUGUGCCUACGCGAGGGGGCAUCGACGGGCACAUGGGAAGUCUUGCUAGGUCAGAGCGAAGUGAAGAACUGGCUGCGUUCGACGCCCGAGGCAACAGUCCUUAUGCGGUAUCCUGGGGAAUGGAAGUUUCCGGGUGGAAGUCGCGACAGUGGAGACGUGACCCUCCAGCACACGGCGAUGCGGGAGCUGCGCGAAGAGUUUCUCGGCCUCGACCCGCCGCCUCUGUCAAAGCUGCACUGGGUGAGCACGCGAACCACGUUGCCCAUCCAAGGGAAGCGGUUCCAGAUGCACAACUUUGUCGCGUUGGCGAUGGAAAACGCGUGGCUCAUGGACGACGGACUCGACGUGCGCGUGAAUCGUCGGCUCGAGGACAAGCGGCGGUCGUUUGCGGCGGCGUUGGAGGACCGCAGCUUUUGGGACAUGGCUGUGGCUGCCAAGGAAGCGCUGUCGCCUGAAGUACGUGCAGUCCAGUGGUUUCCCAUCGACAGUGCUAUCGAUUUGAUGACGCCUGGACUCAUGCAGCAUGUGAAUGCGUUUCAAGCGUCGGAAUUCGCCAGUUAUGGCAUUACCAGUCGAGAUCCCAUGUACCAAAGCAUGAAAACGUUGGCGCAUCUGUCGACCUUGUCUUGGCAGGACAUUGUUCAACUCGAUACUAAACACCAACCAACGUCCAAAGUGUGA
Molecule: messenger RNA, 741 nt
Organism: Aphanomyces astaci
Lineage: Eukaryota; Oomycota; Saprolegniomycetes; Saprolegniales; Verrucalvaceae
Exons: 1
Coding region: 1-741 (246 amino acids)
Source: RefSeq, a predicted model, not a curated record